This is a messenger RNA of Rhizophagus irregularis DAOM 181602=DAOM 197198, 270 nucleotides long. The record is from RefSeq and is a predicted model, not a curated record. Lineage: Eukaryota; Fungi; Glomeromycota; Glomeromycetes; Glomerales; Glomeraceae.
UUUAUGGCACCUGAAAUUUUAAGUGGUCAACCUUAUACUCAAACAAGUGAUAUAUAUAGUUUUUCUAUGAUUAUGUGGGAAUUUACAUCUGGAAUUCCACCAUUUAAUGAUAAAGCACAUAAUCUUCAACUUGCUUUAAGUAUUUGUAAAGGUAAACGUCCUAAAAUUAUUGAAAAUACUCCACAAUGUUAUGUGGAUUUGAUGAAAAAAUGUUGGGAUGAAGAUCCAUUAAAAAGACCAUCUACAUUACAGGUUUUAAAUAUUAUUAAA